CCUACAUGUCACUGAGUCCACCAUGCUUUACCGAAGAAGAUAGAUUUAGCCUGGAAGCUCUUCAGACAAUACACAAACAAAUGGAUGACGACAAAGAUGGUGGAAUUGAAGUAGAUGAAAGUGACGAAUUUAUCAGAGAAGAUAUGAAAUACAAAGAUGCUACUAAUAAACACAGCCACCUGCACAGAGAAGACAAGCACAUAACUGUUGAGGACCUGUGGAAACGAUGGAAAACAUCUGAAGUUCAUAAUUGGACCCUCGAGGAUACUCUGCAGUGGUUGAUCGAAUUCGUUGAACUACCCCAGUAUGAAAAGAAUUUUAGAGACAACAAUGUCAAAGGAACGACGCUUCCCAGGAUAGCAGUGCAUGAAGUUGCGUUUAUGACCUCCCAGCUGAGAAUCAGUGACCGGAGUCACAGACAAAAACUUCAGCUUAAGGCAUUGGAUGUGGUUCUGUUCGGGCCUCUAACACGCCCACCUCAUAACUGGAUGAAGGAUUUCAUCCUUACGGUUUCUAUCGUCAUUGGCGUCGGAGGGUGCUGGUUUGCUUAUACGCAGAAUAAGACAUCAAAAGAACACGUCGCUAAGAUGAUGAAAGACUUAGAGAGCCUACAAACUGCAGAGCAGAGUCUGAUGGACUUACAAGAGAGGCUUGAAAAGGCACAGGAAGAAAACAGAAAUGUUGCGGUAGAAAAGCAAAAUCUCGAACGCAAAAUGAUGGACGAAAUCAAUUACGCGAAGGAAGAAGCUUGUCGCCUGCGGGAGCUGCGGGAGGGGGCCGAGUGUGAGCUGAGCAGACGGCAGUACGCGGAGCAGGAGCUGGAGCAGGUUCGCAUGGCUCUGAAAAAGGCCGAGAAGGAGUUUGAGCUGAGAAGCAGCUGGUCUGUUCCCGAUGCACUUCAGAAGUGGCUUCAGUUAACCCACGAAGUCGAAGUCCAGUACUACAAUAUUAAAAGGCAGAAUGCUGAGAUGCAGUUAGCGAUCGCCAAGGACGAGGCAGAAAAAAUUAAAAAGAAGAGGAGUACGGUCUUCGGGACCCUGCACGUGGCACAUAGCUCGUCCCUCGAUGAGGUCGACCACAAAAUUCUGGAAGCCAAGAAAGCGCUCUCUGAGUUGACGACGUGUUUGCGAGAACGACUUUUUCGCUGGCAGCAGAUUGAGAAGAUCUGUGGCUUUCAGAUAGCCCAUAACUCGGGACUGCCCAGCCUGACCUCGUCCCUGUAUUCCGAUCACAGCUGGGUGGUGAUGCCCAGAGUCUCCAUUCCACCCUAUCCAAUCGCUGGAGGGGUUGACGACUUAGAUGAAGACACACCCCCAAUAGUGUCACAAUUUCCCGCUCGCUGCCCUCCCCCGACCCGGACUUCCUCUCCGUGUCAAGCUGCCCUGCGCUCUAUCGGAACGAAGAGGAGGAGGAGGCCAUUUACUUCUCUGCUGAGAAGCACUGGGAAAUACCAGACACGGCUUCAGAAUGUGACUCCCUGAAUUCUUCCAUCGGAAGGAAACAGUCUCCUCCUUCAAGCCUUGAGAUAUACCAAACGCUGUCUCCUUGCAAGAUAUCCAGAGAUGAGCUCUCGCUAGACGACUCCUCCAGAGGAGACUCCCCCGUACCUGCAGACCUCUCUCGAGGCUCUCCCGAUUGCGUAGGUCUGACAGAAACCAAGAGUAUGAUCUUCAGUCCCGCCAGCAAAGUGUACAACGGCAUCCUGGAGAAAUCCUGUAGCAUGAACCAGCUCUCUAGCGGCAUCCCGGUGCCUAAGCCUCGCCACACGUCAUGUUCCUCAGCUGGCAACGACAGUAAACCAGCUCAGGAAGCCCCCAGUGUUGCCAGGAUAAGCAGCAUCCCACACGACCUUUGUCAUAAUGGCGAGAAAAGCAAAAAGCCAUCAAAAAUCAAAAGCCUUUUUAAGAAGAAAUCGAAGUGAACUGGCUGGCUUGGUGGAAAUCCAUUCAGGUGGCAUCUGUAAACUUUGUCCUCCACUUCCUUUUUAUUUUUGUUUUACUUUCAGGAAUGUAACUCCACUGGGGCUUCCCAGACCGGAUGCCAUAGUGGGAUGUCCUUAAGGGCAACUGUCUGCUGUCUGCUUAUUUAAGUGACUGUAUUAUCAAUUUGUCAAGCCAGUUAUUACCGAGAAAUUACUAAGAGCUGAGACAGUUUACAGUUAUUGCUGCCUAUUUAUUUCUGCUUUGUUAUUUAGCGACGUCUAGACGACAUUUUUGUUGGAAGCCACUAUGGACUUACAGGCUUUAACGGACUAGUAAGCCAGCAUGGGCUUGCAAAAGUUUCUUGUUUACCAGAGCAUCUUCUUAUCUUUCCACAGAGCUAUGUACAUCUUGGACUAAAUAACUUAAAAGAAGUAAAACUAAUUGCACUACUGUUUUUCCAGACUGGGAAAAAAAAAAUCUCUGCAAGUGAAACUGUAUAGAGUUUAUAAAAUGACUAUAGACAGGGGACUGCUUUCACUUUUAGAUCAAAAUGGGUUUUUAAGUAGAACCUAGGGUUUCUAAUUGACUUGAUUUCUGGAAAUGAAAACUCAUGCUUUUAUUAUGGGACGCUUCUUUAAAUGCAUUUAAUAUGAUAAAGUUUCAAGUCCUGCUGUAAAGAUCAUGUCGUUUUGUUUUCGCCAGGGCUUUCACUGAGAUAUACUGCAUUGCAGGCUGUAUGAUAAAAUAUACAUAACCGUAAGAGAGGAGGCUCUUGAUUCCUUUGCAAGUGGAAGAGCUGAAACUUGAUCGAAGGACUUAAAACAUUCACAAACUUAAACCGACGUGGGGGGAUGUGUGGAUUCAGGCACCUGUUUACAGACUUUAAAAAACUGCAAAGGAUGUAUGGUUUGUGAAAAAUGUGUACUGUGGAAAAGAUAAUAAAUUGGAGACGUUA
Molecule: messenger RNA, 2877 nt
Organism: Tupaia belangeri chinensis (Chinese tree shrew)
Lineage: Eukaryota; Metazoa; Chordata; Mammalia; Scandentia; Tupaiidae
Gene: STIM2
Product: stromal interaction molecule 2
Biological process (GO): activation of store-operated calcium channel activity; store-operated calcium entry; intracellular calcium ion homeostasis
Cellular component (GO): endoplasmic reticulum; plasma membrane
Molecular function (GO): calcium channel regulator activity; protein binding; calcium ion binding
Source: RefSeq, a predicted model, not a curated record